Pogona vitticeps (central bearded dragon) is the source of this 1350-nucleotide messenger RNA. The record is from RefSeq and is a predicted model, not a curated record. Lineage: Eukaryota; Metazoa; Chordata; Lepidosauria; Squamata; Agamidae.
UUAAAGCAAACAAUGUUCAACUUGAGCCUGACAUUCAUUUCAUCUAAUUGCUCAGUAUUUAUCAUGGUGUAGGUAGGGCAAAGGGUAAAAUAUUCUAGCAUUCAGAUAUUAGUUGUAAUUGGCUACAGUUCCCAUUCAGAUGCUUACGAACUGGAACAGAAUCAAACAGGCAAGGCUUGAUUUCAAGUGAACACAAAUGGUUGGAUCCAUAAAACACUACCAGAGAAAAACUGAUCAGAGAUCCAUCCCCGUCAAUGAUAGAAAUCUGCAAUAAUGUAAAAAACCUUUAAUCAGAAAGGCACAUUCUGUUCUUGCCACCACCACUACCAAGAAGACGCUUUCCCAAAUAUACACCAACAGAAGGUGGCAAAACAUGAACAAGGGCUCAUCUGAAGGCUGAAGCAUAUGGACAGGAAAGAAGACAAUGAGACCUCUUGGCCUGAGGAAUUCAUCUUAACAGAACUUACAGACCAUAAAGUUUUAAACCUGAUACUUUUUGUUUUGUUUCUCUUUACAUAUUUGGCAGCCGUGUUUGGCAACUUGCUCAUUAUUGUUCUAGUGAGAACAGAUCCUUGCCUUCACACACCUAUGUAUUUCUUCCUCUCCAACCUCUCCAUCUUGGAGGUUUGUUCUGCUUCUACCACAGUGCCCCAGAUUCUGUUUCACUUUCUAUCCGAGAAAAGGGCCAUGCCCCAAAUUUGUUGUGCCUUGCAGCUGUUCUUCUUCCUCACGUUUGUAAUUGCAGAGAUUUUUGUUCUCACUGUGAUGUCUUAUGAUCGUUAUGUUGCCAUUUGCUUUCCACUGCAUUACAGCCAGCAGGUAACCAAGCAGGUGUGCAUUUUAAUGGCUGCUGCUUGUUGGAUGGGUGGCCUCUUCCUUUCUGCAAUCAACACUGCCUUCACUUUGAAAUUAUCCUUUGGUGGCCACAACAAAAUAGACCAUUUUCUCUGUGAAAUGCCAGCCAUGGUGAGAAGUGCUUAUGGAGGAACAUACAACGUCAAGAUGUGUCUGUACAUAUCUUGUGUGUUUACUUUGAUCUCACCUCUUUUGUUGAUACUUGUAUCUUAUGCUCGUAUUCUUUACACUAUCUUGGGUAACCAUUGUAAUACCUGCAAGCACAAAGCCAUCUCCACUUGCUCUUCUCACUUGUUAGUUGUUAUACUCUUUUUUGGGUCGGGAAUUUCAGCCUACCUUGGACCACAUUCCAGCAGUUCAAAGGAGCAUCUCAAAAUGGCUUCUGUGUUUUACAUAGUCAUCACUCCUGCACUCAACCCCAUCAUAUAUAGUCUACGAAACAAGGAAGUGAUGCAGGCCUUCAAGAAGGUGAGAAAUAAAGGCACAAUUAAUUAA